AAUACAGUUUUGGAAGAGCUUGAUUUUGUGACUCAGGCAUGCAACGGAAUGUUGACUUUUAAUCACUUGUCACUGUACAAAAGUAGCUUCAAAUACUCUUGAGCAUACAGUAAUGUGCUGUGUUAAUCCUCCCAAUCAAAACAGAAACUAGGCAACUGACAGGAAUGUCUGUCUGACAGACAGACAUUAGGAGGGCCAAGGGUGCAGGAGGAGCAGGAAUACUGCAGGAGGAAACUGGGAGACACUGCCAGGUGUAAACAGCCCCUGUGUGUUGGGUAACAUCAGUGAAAACUGCAGGAAAGGCCCCAAAACAGACUGCGAUGCACAGGCAGGCACAGAAAACAAGCGCAGGCAGUGCAUAUGUGACAGAAAUGUCAGGUUACAAAAUGAGCAAGUAUUCAACCAAGAGCAGCAGUCUCCUCCAAGACAACAGCUGGAUCAAGAAAGACGUGGAUGAGGAUGAGGACAUCGACCGAGAUCCAAACUUCGGUAAAGCUGUUCUGAGCCGGAGCCAAUACAGGUCCACUGAAAAGCUUGUGAGUUCUGAGCCUGACAAAGUUAAUUCCACCAAAACAAGCACGUCUGUGGAGGCUCUCACCAAGAGAUUCAGUUCAAGUCAGGAUGAUCUGAGUAACAGCACCACAACCACCACCACGGUGACCAAGGACGGAACCACUGAGACCAUCACCACCAGAUCCACUGUGAUCAGUUCUCCCACCCAGACGUUCACUGAACGGGUCAAGUCUUCAAGCAAAGGGACAAAAUACUCUACCUACACACCUACCAGAACAACCAAAGUCACUGAGACAACUGUUAGCAGCAAAGAUUCAGAGGACAAAUAUAACAAAACACUGGGUGAUCUCUCACUAGCAGACAUCAAUUCUGAUAGUUUUGUGACAACUACAUCAACAACAAGGACGUCCUCCGUGGUUGAGGAUGAGCUGUAUGACACCCUCCUGCCUAAAUCAAUUACAUCCUCUCCUGUCAGUACCAGCAUCAAAAAGAGAGAGGUGGUCUCAGUGGAGAGCAGCAGAGGAGAAAGCCCAACUUUAAUCAGCAACUCUUCACCAUCCUUCAGCAGCAGGACCAGCAGCUACAGCUCGUAUACUGAGGAAAUUCCUUACAACCGUACCAGCUCAUACUCCAUCAGUUCCGUGCCUGGCGACGAAUACACAAGCGAGCGCAAAUCCUACUCUUACACCAAACCAGACACCAGUUAUGAGUACAGCGGUACCAGCAGCCCCUCCACCUACAGAAAGUCAUACUCGAGCAGCAGGUCAGAUGGAAUUCUUUCGGAAUCCCCCUUCUCUAGAUCCUCCGCCAAGAGUGUUUAUGUGUCUUCUGAGAGGACAUUGCUUGAAAAAGACCUGUGCAGCUCCUGCCGCAAGCCGUUCACCGGUGAUGCCAAGAUGGUCCUGGAUGACAUGAAGAUCAACUGCCACGCUACCUGCCUGAAGUGUGAGGUGUGCAACAGCACUCUGGGUCACAUGAAGGCUGGGGACUCCCUGUGGGUCUACAAACGCAUGGUACACUGUGAGAACUGCUUUGCCGUCACCAGAGAAAAGUGGCGUCGCUGAGUUUCCCCCAAGCCUUCACUGGAGACAUAAGCAUGUGACUUAAAAGUGGAUUACUGUUAUCGAUAUGUUUUGGGUGACAUGGGUUCUAUUGUACUCCAAGCUGUCAGUGCUUUAUGUGAGUGUUUUGACAAAUGAAAGUGAUGAAUAUGAGUUUUAAUAACAUGCACACACUAUUGCAGCUAGUUGUCACUGUUGACAUUGUGAUAUUUCUGUCUCUGUGCUUAUUAUUUCUUUUUUUUCCUACAAAUUUGAGAAAGCAUUUCUGUUAUUCUUUAAAGUCUGAUGCCUUCGAGGGGAUUCUUGUGUGUAAAUGUGAUGGAAUGUCUUGCAUAUUUCUGGGCCGGGGGCUUUUACUUUGUGCAAUAAAGGCAAUCAAUAUAUCCCGAUCUGAAACCC
Messenger RNA from Acanthopagrus latus (yellowfin seabream), 1973 nucleotides. It is a transcript of the gene scel, whose product is annotated as sciellin. Gene Ontology annotation, cellular component: cytoplasm. Bases 321 to 1577 code for a protein of 418 amino acids. The record is from RefSeq and is a predicted model, not a curated record. The transcript is spliced from 22 exons. NCBI's taxonomy places the organism in Eukaryota, Metazoa, Chordata, Actinopteri, Spariformes, Sparidae. Gene Ontology annotation, biological process: epidermis development.